This is a messenger RNA of Carassius carassius (crucian carp), 1872 nucleotides long. Its product is annotated as inositol polyphosphate 1-phosphatase-like. Gene Ontology annotation, biological process: phosphatidylinositol phosphate biosynthetic process. The record is from RefSeq and is a predicted model, not a curated record. Lineage: Eukaryota; Metazoa; Chordata; Actinopteri; Cypriniformes; Cyprinidae. The transcript is spliced from 6 exons. Gene Ontology annotation, molecular function: inositol-1,4-bisphosphate 1-phosphatase activity. Bases 240 to 1400 code for a protein of 386 amino acids.
GAACAAACUCCUCCUCCUACUUUGACGCAAUGAAAUGCUCUCAUUUCAGAGGCGUUUCCGUUACUUAAAUAAUCUAAGUUAAAAUCUACAUUUUGAUUAAAAUACGCUGUCGUCACGCAGCAGAGAUGAAGUGUGCGCGCGCUUUCAGACAGAGGAUCAGUACAGCACUGUGAGUGUGACAUACAGGAAGCGCUCCAGUUCAGCUCAAGGACACCUAACCACUGCUGCACUGCAGAUUCAUGGCAAUGGUCUCAGGUAUGGCAGAGUUGCUGCAGUUGCUCCUGAGCGUGGCAGAAAAAGCUGCCAAUGUGGCACGGGUCUGUCGACAGGAAGCAGCACUUUUUGAACUUUUGGUACAGGAAAAGACAGGAGUUGACAAAAACAAGAAAUUUGUCCAGGACUUUAAGACGCUUGCUGAUGUGUUGAUACAGGAAAUGAUUCGCCAUGAUGUUUGUGCCCAGUUUCCAGAGCUGACUGGCUUUAUUCAAGGAGAGGAGUCGAACAAGUUUGAGAAUGGACUUGGGGAGAGCGUAACUGUGACUGUAUGUGCUCAAGAAGAGGACACGACCGCUCUGUUGGCUAAAGUUCUGGACGGUGAUCAACACGCUGCGUCGCUCCUGACCACGGUGAUCCACCAGGACCUUCAGAUUACAGACGAGGCGGCUGAAUCUCUGCAGCUGUCCAUCAGCCCAGCCGAUGUGGGCAUCUGGAUUGAUCCCAUCGAUGGUACAAGUCAGUACAUUGAAGGGAAGGAGGAAGAGGAGCCAGAUGAAGGCUUUUGUCAGUCUGGACUCCCAUGUGCUCUGGUUCUGAUUGGGGUUUACUUACGAUCCACUGGUCAACCAGUCAUGGGUGUCAUAAACCAGCCGUUCAACCACAAAGACUCCACGGGUGAAGGAUGGAAAGGCCAGCAUGUCUGGGGUGUUUCGUAUGGAGAUGUGAACGUUUGCUCUGUCACUCAGCGCAGGCCGUUUUGUCCACGAACGAAAGAUUAUUUGUCUGUGCUGCUGAGCUCCAGCGAGAGGCCGGCUGUGAAGGACGCUCUAGCAGCUAUCUCCAGCGGCUCGCUGAUGUAUGCGUCCGGUGCAGGAUACAAGAUCCUGUGUGUGGUGCAGGGUCUGGUGGAUGUGUAUGUGCUCUCCGAGAGCAGCACGUUCAAGUGGGACUCGUGCGCUCCUCAUGCACUUCUGCGGGCGCUGGGCGGGGGCGUUUCGGACCUGAGCGAGUGCCUGCGUGCCCACCUCAACGGAAACCAGGGACACGCAGCUGAGCUGACCUACCAUCAACCUCACACCGAGAGUCAGGGGGUGGACAGAUGGGCCAACCAUGGAGGAAUAAUCGCAUAUUUGGACUCCAGCAUCAUUGAUAAAGUCGUGGCAGCACUUGCUGGAAAGAUAUGAUAAAAAUAUUAUUAUACUGAAAGGCAAGAGCUUAGUGUAUGUUCAUUGAUGUGAAAGUUUGUAUUGUUAUGCAUAAUCUUUUGUUCUUAAUGAUGCUAUUUUUAUGGUAAGAUUUCAUGGCGUAUUCAAGUAUUAAUUUAAGGCUAUAGCUUUUCUGGAGAAAAUAUUUAUUAUAGUACUUAUCUACAAUGUAUAUAUCAGUAAGUUAAAUUUUUUGGAAGAAGUUGAUUAUAUUUUCAAGACAAAAGGGAAACUGUUUUGUCUUCUUCUCAUGGUAAUGUUGUGUAAAUGUUUCGGAUCAUGUCAUGUUUUGAAGUUUACACAUGGACACUCAGGCCCUUUUUUGGUGUAUGUUGUUUUACUUUUAUGUGUCCCCUUAUAUUUGGGGGAAAUUAGUUUCGUAACAGUCUCUGCUUUUAAACACCACCAGUCAAAAGUUUUUUUUUUUUUCAAAAACAUAAAAAACAAAACA